AUGGAGGCCGUCUGUGCGGUUCACGAGCUGUUUAGCAGCUGCCGCGCCGCAGCCUCGCCUCGGGUGUCUGUGCAUGCAGUCGAAGCGCUCGUGAAGCAUCACCUGCUUCAGACGGCCGCUCUCGACGAACAGGAACUCGAGUCCGUUGUGAGACAAGCCUUCCCGGAUGCAGACCCCCGCGGAAAGAUCGAUUUCCUCAGCUUCUGGAAAGGCAUGGAGGCUCUCUUGGCCUCGCUAGGCAUGCAAGACGCGACGGUGGCGGAGGACCGACACCUGCAGGGGUUGCAGUUCUUCCGGGACCGCGUCCUCACCGUGGCGCAAACGCGCGCGCGGGGUCAGGGCGCGGCGCGCGAGGCGAAGUCUCGGGCCGGAGACAGGAGGCGGGCGGAGUCUCUAGCGCCUGUGAGCGCCGUCGUGCUGACCAAGCAGGAGAUCGUGGAAGUUGUGCGAGAGACAGGAAGCCGUCUCAGUCGGUUUCCACACGAGAGAAGAAAGGAAAACCCGGACUUCAAUCGCGAUGAAAUCGGCCAGGAAACAGAGCCAUUCUGGGACCAAGUGUACGCGGAUGCGUCGCGCGUCGACGACGGCGCCGGCGUCUCCAUCGGCGACCUCUCGGCCAUGGUGUUCGAUUUCCUCCAUGCGUAUUUGAACAGCCGACACGAGAGGAGAGGAGACGAGAUAGAGAGCGAAGCAGAAAGUGAGAGAGACAGACGGCGCCAGCGGAACCCUCAGCAGGGGGAAGAAGAGUGGAGACAAGACGCAGGCAGUGGGGCCGCGACACCCUCGGGGCUCACGUCGGGCAGACGAGACGAGAGAGAUCGAGAAGAACAGAAAGCUGAAGACCAACAAGAGGCUGACGAAGAAGAACAGGGCGAUGAGGAACAUGACCAAGAAGAACAUGAUGAUGAGGAACGUGACGAUGCAGAAGAAGGAAAGGGAGGCGUGGGACGGACAGGGAGAGAGGCCAUCAGCGGCGUCAUGCAGUCGCGCUAUGCAAACCGCCACAGGCGAGUGCACACAGAAAUCAGCGAGGGUGAAGAAGAGCCAGCUGGUGAAUACGACCAGUCUGGCGAAUACGAGACUGACAAUCAAGGCGGAGAGAGGUUCGGGUUCUUUUUCCAGUCGCCGCCCCUGCUACCGCGCAGCGACUCUGCGUCUGCUUUUUCCUUGAGGGAAGGGAAAGUGAGAAGUGAAGAUGGCUCCCAUUUUUCUCGGGCGAGAAACGUGUGGGAACGCAGCUCUUCCAUUCCCUCUAUUGUGAUCCAUUCUCGGCCGCGGUCUGCGCCUGUUCACUUGUUGGAAAUGGAGGCGAAUGGAGGUGAGUCUCGUGCGUCUCAUGAAUCGUACGUUUCCUCGUCUUCUGUUCCCCCGUCUUCUCCUUCGCUGUCUUCCUCACCUUAUUCACCUGCAUCUCCUGCCUCAUAUUCCUCGGCUCCCGCUGCCGCCUCGCGUUCUGAGUACUCUUCUGUCUCCUCCCCCUGCGCGACCUCUCACGCGUGUUCUCCCUGUUCUGCCGUUUCCUCUUCUUCCUCUUCUUCUUCCUCCUCUUCCUCCUCCUCUUCCUCCUCUUCUUACUCUUUUUUAGGGCGAAGAUGCUCUGCUCGGCGAGACUGGGGUCACAAUUGCAUCGCGACGUUUUCCCCCCGCUCUCAGCCGGGGAACGGAGACGGCCGAGGACGGGAGGCAGAUGAAGAGAUGGCAUAUAUCCCGGAAACGGAAGAGUUUCGCUCGCCCACGUUUGGUAGAGAGGAGUACCUGAGGGGAGAGAUCGCGCGAGGAAGGGCCAGGCGAAUGCCUGCAGCGACCGAGCUGACGUGCAAAGGGGCCGACUCCGCAGGUUCAGGAGACAGCGAAGAGGCCGGCGUCGGGCGGCAGGUGGAGUCGGAUCCGGACAGGGGAGACACGGACCCGCAAAGGGAAGCAAAGCCUGCUUCUCGCAGACGCGCGGCGCGCUCUCUGCUGACCUCACGCGAUCCAAACUUUCUCGGUGAACCUCCCUGGGACGAGGCACCAGGUGAACAGGAAGAGGACGAGGCAGGCGAAGGUGAGGGAGAAGAGCGAGAAGAAGACGAAGACGAAGGUGGAGAAGAAAGAGUGGACGAGGGAGAGGAAGAGAGAGAAGAAGAGGAAGAAAGAGUGGACGAGGGAGAGGAAGAGAGAGAAGAAGAGGAAGAAAGAGUGGAUGAGGGAGAGGAAGAGAGAGCGGAAGAGAGAGAGGAAGAGGGAGAAGGACAAGACAUAGAGAGGCAAGUACAAGAUGAAGGAGACAGAGAUAUGCAGGAGGACGAAGGGGAAGAAGCCAGCGACAGAGAGGGCGGCGACAACGGCGGCACCAUCGCAUAUGGGCCUUCGUGUUUUCGUCAGCACUUCGAGGAGAGUGCAGACGAGAGUGGAGGGGAAACGGAAGGUAACUCCUGGCGAGCCUUUGCCGCUCGCCUCGACGCAGCGCUCCGCCGGUUGCAGGAGACUUGCGCGGUGCCUCGCGUGGGGGCUACACGGGCGGAGCGCGCUUCUCAGUUGAGGAAAUCGCAGCGAUGCGUCGCCGAGGCUCUCGACGCCUUCGAGGGACUGGAAAGGCAGGCUGUCCAAAACGAAGAGGAUGGAACAGAACUCGAGAACCUCCGAGCACGGCUUCUGUUCUUUCAAGACCAGACGGAAAUGCAGAAGCGACAGCUUCGUGACAAAGAAGACCUCCUUCGAAAAACGACGGAAGAGAGAGACAGCCUCCAAGAGGAAACCGCUUCGCUGCAAAGAUGGUGUACGAAGAAAGUCGAGGAGAUAACUCGCGACACGCAACUGCGCCUCCAGCAGCGCGAGGAGGAACUCCGGACGCUCCAAGGCGAGAAGGCCGCCCUAGAGGAGGAGCUCCGCAGCGCAGCCGAGCGGCAACGACUCUCCCAGGCAGUGACAGCGGCGGCGGAGACUCCCGCGACGGACAUGCGAAGAAUCUCCGAUGCUUCCCAGGACGGAGACAGCGCGAGGGCCUUGCGGGCGCGGCUGCGAGAGCUCCAAGACUUACGCGAUUGUGUGGAACUGGAAGUGGAAGCGAAGGACGCACUCAUUCACCGGCUGCAGAGACAAACUGAGGAGUCCCAACAGAAGAUUCUUGAGCUCGACGUCAAGCUGCGUCAGGCCUCCGGGCUGGUGCUUCAGCUGCGGCGCGUGCGCGACGACCUCUUGAAGGCGCACGAGAAGUGGCGAGCAGAGGCAACGCGCGACCGCGAAAAGUUGGUGAAAGUUUUCCAAGUCGCGGCGUCUCCCCCUUCGAGCACGGGCCGCAGAGAGGGUUCUGCCUCGCCACAAAACGCUCGCAGUCCCACUUCGCUGACCGACGCCGUGAUUUCCAGUGCAGAAGAGCGCAUGACGCUGCUUCAAAAGGACCAAGAAAUCCACAGACUCCGCGACACCCUGGCCUCAGCUCAGGGGCACAUUCGACAACUCGAGCAAUUCAUCGACGGCAUGCGACGCGAGCGCCAAGCGGCCCAUCCAGCGUCGAAACUCGCAGUUGGACCCGACUUUUCGCUUGGUCGGAGAGCAGGCUCUCCUGUCUCUCUCGCCUCCUCUCUCAGCUCCGACCUGUCUCUCAACAGUCGGCAAACUCCGUCUCGUGCUAGGCGGGACGCAGCGCAUGCGCGACGAGGGGGGGCGAGGGAAAAGCCGGAGAACGGAGACAGAGACUCCCCGGACGCGAGGCCUGCGAGCUUGCGGGACGAACUCGCGCAGGGGCCUGCAAACCGAGAGUGGCAGUGUCGCGAGGAACGGAGAGACGAAGAGAGAGAAGACGAAUGCGCAGACAACGGGCGACGAGGGGUCGAGGACGGCCGUUGCCGGAGACGGGUCGGCGCGGAGGGCACACCCAGUGAGCGAGGGCGGUGCGUGGAGACAGUCGGCGAAGGCGACGCGAAGCGAGAAGCGAAUGACGGGAGCGAGGCAAGGAGUUCUCGAGAGACGCCGGCUUCCUCGGGCUCCCUUCCAGAAGCAGAGAGCAAAAUCUAUGCUUUCAAGUCGUGCGACGACGAACUCGGCGACGCUCAACAGCCCAGCGUUUCGUCCAGCAGCACUGCGACUUCUCGAUCGCUUCUGUUUUCUGUGGAGAAAUUUGGAACGGUCGGCGAGUCUUCUCUGCCGUCUCCACCCGGCGAGGAGCCCCGCUUUGCGGGUCCUUCUGGCGCGCUGGACGAGGAGACACGCCCGACGGCGGCGACGCGGCAGCGUCCAACUGGCGAGCCCCGCCGCCUCAGCAUAGACACCUGUAUCAGAAAUCUGUCCGAACAAGUGGAAGAGACGGAGGCCCGAGACAAGACAAGACUCGAGGCAAAGCAGAGGAACGGAGAAGAAGGCUCAGGAGAAGAAGACGACGCAGGAGAAGGAGAAGGUGGAGGAGAUGGGAGAGGAGAGAAGGAAGAGAUAAACGGAGAGGAGAAAGAAGGCAUGAUGGACGCCAGCACUUUGAAAGAAGAUGCACUGACCGUGCCUUCGGCUUCACAGAGCCUUACACAUGAGACGCUCCGGGCGCUAGAACAGGAGGAAGGCGAAGAGGAGUUCGAGAAGCGAAAAAAACGGAAAUCGAGGCCUAGAAGAGAAGGAUGGGACCUCUCGCAAUCCGGCUCCAACUCCAGCUACACGUCGUUCCUUGUGGACGUGAGCGUUGCUGGGUCUGGAGAUGAAGAUUCGGCCUCGCUGCGCCACCGCGCGACCCCGUCGUCGCCGGCCGUCUCUCGCCGUUCCCAAUGGACUCACGGGAGCUGUCACACGCCGCGUCACCGAGAGAAGGCAAGGCGAAGAGAGAAGAAAGUGAUUCGUUCACGCGAAGCCGUUGGCGAACCGGACUCCGCAUCGACAGGAAGACUGCCGCACGCACGCGAAGGGAGCAGAAAGGCCAGCGUGGUGUCCCAAACCUCCAACGUCUCAGGGAAAGACGAACCAGGGGCUCGCGGCGAAGCGCGAGGGAAGGAUGUGCCGUUCCUCGCAGCGAGGCUGAGGCGCAAACUGACAGUGGAAAAGCGAGAAAAGGAGAGGCGAGCGGCAGACGGGGAAGACGAGGGCUCCAGUCCACGGCGCCUGAGCAAAGCACGGCGGCCAGAGGAACUGUCUUUGGACUCCAGUGCUCGGUUGGGCUUAGCCGGGAAAGACGGAAUGCGACCAGAGCGACGCGAGAAAGAGCAAGCAUUUAGUCCAAAGGCGGGACAGGGAGAGGCCGAAGAAAGACAUCGGCGACUGAGGAGUGCAGCAGCGGAGGAAGCAAGCAAAAAGCGGCGCGAAGCAGGCGAGCGCCUGAAGAAGGCGGGCGACCCUGAAGACGACAAAAUCUCGAUGCGAUCGAUGCCGUCCGAGUGGAGAACCGAGCGCCUUGACAGCAACCGGUCGAGCAUGAAGAGUUUCGAGUUUGUCAGUUUUCACUCGCGUCUCUCUUUUCCCAGUCUCCCUGGCCUCGGGACGAGGGCUCCUCCUUUCGCCGCUGGCGCGGCGCGACCGCCUCAUCUGUCUUCCGCGUCGACGGUCUCGGGCACGUCUAGCGGGCGGGGCGAGCGACGAACCCUCGCGCUCCCUCGGUCGCUCGCUUCUCCGUCUUCAUUCCACGGUACAAAUGCAGAAAACAGCCAAGAACGAGAGCAUGCGUCCGCGCUUUCCCGGCAAGACAACUCGCUCGUGCCUGGCAAACCCGCAGAUUUCUUCCUCGACUCUCCACGAGCGAACUCCGCAACCCUCCGACUCUCCCCCGUCGACUCUCGAUCCCUGUCCGGCGACUUUUUAGGUCGGCCUUCUUCCGCUUCAGAGGUUGCUUUCGGGGAUACACAACUCUCUUUCGGGGCUGGCCGAGGAGCCUCCGCGUCGCUUGCCACGGCGCCUGGCCCUCCUCACUCUGCGACUUCUUCUACCUCCGUCGCGUCUUCCUCUCCGCCGCUUUCCCCACCUGCAACCAAGACGACUGCACACUACUUGGCCGAGACCAGGGACGGCGCGGGCGCGUUGCCUGCGGUUUCGGAGCCUGGAGGUCCGCGGGAUUCUUCUCGCGCCUGGCCGUCUCCGUUGCGCGCCAAGUCUCGGCAGGAGCUGUCGUCGAAGGCCGCUGCUCGGUCCGAAACGGAGCCUUGGGGAAAAGGCGGGAUUCCGAUUUCCUCGGCGCCGCAAACGAGCAGCACGUUGGAAGAGGAAGAAGGCGAAGACAGAGAAGCACUGGCAGCACGAGAGACCAGCUUCACUCUGUAUUCUCCUUCGAACUCCGCAGAGGAGCGGCUGUCUCCGUCGCCUUCCUCUCCGGCUUUGGCGAAUCUCGACGGUGACCAUCCCACGCCGCAGCACGAGCGAGGCGACAGGCACGGGGCGAGAACGCGCUCAAGAGGCGUCGACUCCGAGGAGGAACAAAGUGUUGCCGCCUCGCCUGCUUUCGCGUCGGGUCGUCGGAACCUCUCGUUGAAGAGACAGACCCGAGACAAGAAAGAUUUGCGGUCGCCUGGCCAACCGAGGGUUUUACAGCCGCUGGUCCCUGUCGGACUGGUGCGGCGUCCGGCGUCGUCUUCGAGUCGCGCCGCGUCUCUCAAAACGCGGAAGAUGAAGAGAGAAACGGGAAACGAAGAGCGAAAGGAAAACGUGACUGCCGACCUUUCGGCGGAAAAUACAUCCCCAUCGAGCUCCGCCAGUGUGUCGUUCUCGCUGUCUGCAUCUCUCCGCGCUCUGUCCUCUGCGUUUGGGGCCUCACCUGUGGCCGACGUUGAGUCCCCUGAGGGAACAGGUGACGCCAAGGCGAAGACGGAAGUUCCUGGCCGUGGAAAGCGCGCAGUUCUCAGAAACGAGGCAAGGGAGACUGUCGACGGCACGCAGGGACAGAAGCGAGAAAUAGGAAAGCUGCGGUCGAACAGUUCACUUGUGACUGCAGAGAAAGGCGACGCGAGUGUGGCUGGGAAUCCCGGAAGCGAGGAGAAGGCCAGGCGCCUCGUCGGGCUGUUUUCCAGGCAGGGUGCAGGCGGUGAGAAGACGUCUUCCGCGAGUUUUGGAGAAGAAAUGGAAAAGCGGAGAGAAGACGCUGACGACGAAGCUCGAGACGAGCAGGAAAGGCGAAGGGGGCCUCGCUCGUCGGUUGGGGCGUCUGCCUUCGCGCUCCUCUCUUCUGAGCUGCAGAGACAGGACACGGAGGAGAAAGAGAGGAAAGAGAAGGAGCACGGCAGAACGCAGGCAGGAGAGGGAAGGUCUGGGAGGCGCGGGAGUUUGUCCCGAGCCCAAGACGCGGGAGUUCGGAGUUCUCAGGGAAGCGAGGCACGAAACGCACAGACACAAAAGGCGGGAGACCACGAAGCACAGCGCAGACUCCGGCGCACAGUUUCGUCUCUGUCGUCUUUGUCUAACCCUGAGAUUGCGGCUCGGACGUUAGCGAGAGGCCACAGGCUGUUCCUCGGCAGAGCAGAAGAACGAGAGGAAGGCAGGAAAACAGGUGAAGACGACCGCGAAGGAGAGGGGACUGCGAGCGGCAAGAGUGCGCGUUCGCCGGCACGAGAGAGAGAGGAUCGGCAACGACCGGAGUUUUUCUCGAAGCGGAGCAGUUCCCAAGACGAAGGAGGGCCCUCAGUCGCGGUGUCGCGCACCCUGACAAUGACACGCGCGGCAAAUCCUCGGGCGCGGCCGACGAGGGAACCCUCUGAGCGCAAGUCGGAUGGCGCGGCGGAAGGAAAACACCGAGAAAACUCAACGCGCAAGCGUUCGUCUGCCUCUUCGUCAACGCGUCACUCCUCGUUUGCCUCGUCGCUUCCUUCUUCUCUCUACUCGUCCUUGUGGGGGAAUCUUGGAGAAGGGACCGACGUGAAGGAAAAGGUCACUGAACGCGUGGCGGCGCUGGAGGGCGGCGCAUUUGAAGCUGGCAAGAGCAGCUUUUUCUUCGCGGAAACAACUGCGGAGAAGCGUGCCGACUCGUCCACGGCAAAAACACGUCAGGCGCACGCGUCCCUACCUGUCUCUUCUUCUCUUCCUCUCAGGCGUCUUGCCCUCGACAAAGAAGAGAACCUUUUCUCGCCCUCCACUGCCGCGCCGUCCUGA
Neospora caninum is the source of this 8028-nucleotide messenger RNA. RefSeq lists its product as hypothetical. The record is from RefSeq and is a predicted model, not a curated record. The coding region runs from base 1 to 8028 and encodes 2675 amino acids. NCBI's taxonomy places the organism in Eukaryota, Apicomplexa, Conoidasida, Eucoccidiorida, Sarcocystidae. The transcript is spliced from 12 exons.